AUGCUAAAAACGCAAAAUUAAUUGAAAAUUCAUAUUUUGACUUUAGUCCCUCAAAUGAUUUAGCAUUUCUCUCUCAAUAUUCUUACCUUAUCUCAUCUUGACUCAUCACUCACUAAUCACCUUAAGAUAAUGCUUAAUCAAAUUAGCUUGGUUAGGGAUUAAGUAUCGAUUGUAUAGUGUCUUAAGAUUUAUUAAGAAUGGUUACCUAAGAUACCAAGAAUAACCUCCAAGUUAACCUGCUUAGUUAGAGAAACCAGUUUUACCUACUUUUAAGACAUUACUCUUAAAUUCUAAAAGUGUGUAACUGAUUUAGCUUAUAUUGACUUUACUUUACCUCCAAACGAUAAAAAAAUUAAUAGGUAAAUUUAAAAAUUAAUUCAAUUUAAUUACUACUCUAAUGAGGAAAGAAGUAAAUCUUGUACUUAAAUGAAAUAUUUUAUUUACUCCUCCCUUAAACUGGCCAAUUAUUUUGAGAGUUUAAGUACAUUUAUUUCAAAAUCCAAAUAGAAAGUUCACCCUCAAAAAUUUUGUUCAAUUAGAAGUGAUUUUAUAGAUGAUCUAAUAUCUCCCUAUUACGAAGAAAAACUUUAUGUUAGUAGAUUUACCCAAUAAUAUGCUAGAAGAGGAGCUCAAUUUCCUAAGAAACCUUCAGAAAUUACUCAACUCAAAAGUGCCCUUUCUUUGCAUUACCUGAUGAAAAAACAAAAUAUUAUCAAUACCCUAAUUCAUAAUAGGAAUCCUUACUAUGGCAGAUUUAAUCACAUAUAAGACUAUGAAGGCAAUUAACUAGAUUGA
This is a messenger RNA of Tetrahymena thermophila SB210, 795 nucleotides long. RefSeq lists its product as hypothetical. The record is from RefSeq and is a predicted model, not a curated record. NCBI's taxonomy places the organism in Eukaryota, Ciliophora, Oligohymenophorea, Hymenostomatida, Tetrahymenidae. The transcript has a single exon.